Molecule: messenger RNA, 249 nt
Organism: Closterium sp. Naga37s-1
Lineage: Eukaryota; Viridiplantae; Streptophyta; Zygnematophyceae; Desmidiales; Closteriaceae
Source: the annotation of a GenBank genome assembly
GGCCUGGUGUCCUGGACUGCCUGGUGCUACUUCUUCUACACCCAAUGGGUGGCCACUGCCUCCUGCUUUCCACCACCUCACACCGCUUUGUACCUGUCUCCUUGCGGUUAUGCACCCCCAUUACAGGGCCUGGUUUUAUGGACUGCCUGCUGCUACUUCUUCUAUACCCAAUGGGUGGCCACUGUGGCUCGCACCUUUGCUGCCUCACUGACUCCCAAUAGCCCUGUGCUGGACGAGCUAAAAUGGUAG